Messenger RNA from Actinia tenebrosa (Australian red waratah sea anemone), 654 nucleotides. RefSeq lists its product as uncharacterized. NCBI's taxonomy places the organism in Eukaryota, Metazoa, Cnidaria, Anthozoa, Actiniaria, Actiniidae. The record is from RefSeq and is a predicted model, not a curated record.
AUGAGAAGUCUGAAGACCGCCGGGGGAUUAACAAGAGGGCGUGGCAUGACGGAACAGCAGCGAACAAUAUGUUUGCUUUCUACUCCCGCAUGUGCAGAAACUAGCCAAGCAAUGCAAGAAUUAACGGGUGUUUUAUACAACUCUGGUGAGCAAAAUAAGGACAUGACUGACGCAAGACAGCAACGGUAUACCAAAGACACGAUGACAAUACUUUCUCUGUUAUCAGAUAGAAGUCCAUUUAUAACAAGCACCACACUUAGAAACAUCMUGAAUGGUGUCAGUGCAGAACAAAAUGUGAACGCAGAUUCUGCUAAGGCAAUCGGKAAACAGAUUAUAUCAGGAAUGAGUGGACAAUCUGUAUUGGACUACUCAUUCAAGCGAAGUGAGCAAGCAAAUACCUUCAACUCUUCUUAUUCAGUUAGAAUCGACAAAGAACAAGUGCAGAUUGAUCAGCAGCUUCUCUUUCAGCGACUUGUUCUUGCUUGCAACAAUGCAGAUGACUUUCAAUCAGUGUUUCAGUUCGAGCUUUGCRCCUACCCUACCGCUUUAUUCGAAGCACCAGGUGUCAUGAGGCAAGCAAACAAACCAGCUCUCGCCGAUGCACUAUGUUYCCAACUGAGUUCUUCCGCCGUCAACCAAUCAACCUCACCCUAA